GCGCCGGCGCCUAGACUCACGGCCCUCGACGGCUCUCGGGCUUCGGCCCGCUUGAGUCUUGCCUGCCUUCUGCUGCUGCUGCUGCUGACGCUGCCGGCCCGCGUAGACACGUCCUGGUGAAAAAAAGCCGGGAUGCUCUGACAAGGCCAUCUCCACCUUGCAGGUACAUCGGGGCACUGGGGGCCCGAGUGAUCUGUGACAAUAUCCCUGGUCUGGUGAGCCGGCAGCGGCAGCUGUGCCAGCGUUACCCAGACAUCAUGCGCUCGGUGGGUGAGGGUGCCCGAGAAUGGAUCCGAGAGUGUCAGCACCAGUUCCGCCACCACCGCUGGAACUGCACCACGCUGGACCGGGACCACACUGUCUUCGGCCGAGUCAUGCUCAGAAGUAGCCGGGAGGCAGCAUUUGUAUAUGCCAUCUCUUCAGCAGGAGUGGUCCACGCUAUCACUCGGGCCUGUAGCCAGGGUGAGCUGAGUGUGUGCAGCUGUGACCCCUAUACCCGUGGCCGACACCAUGACCAACGUGGGGACUUUGACUGGGGUGGUUGCAGUGACAACAUUCACUAUGGUGUUCGCUUUGCCAAGGCCUUCGUGGAUGCCAAGGAGAAGAGGCUUAAGGAUGCCCGGGCUCUCAUGAACUUACAUAACAACCGCUGUGGUCGCACGGCUGUGCGGCGGUUUCUGAAGCUGGAAUGUAAGUGCCACGGCGUGAGUGGCUCCUGUACUCUGCGCACCUGCUGGCGUGCUCUCUCAGACUUCCGCCGCACAGGUGAUUACCUGCGGCGACGCUAUGACGGGGCCGUGCAGGUGACGGCCACCCAGGAUGGUGUCAACUUCACAGCAGCCCGCCAAGGCUAUCGCCGUGCCACCCGGACUGACCUUGUCUACUUUGACAACUCCCCAGACUACUGUGUUUUGGACAAGGCUGCAGGUUCCCUAGGCACUGCAGGCCGUGUCUGCAGCAAGACAUCUAAAGGGACAGAUGGUUGUGAAAUCAUGUGCUGCGGCCGAGGGUAUGACACAACUCGAGUUACCCGCGUCACCCAGUGUGAGUGCAAAUUCCACUGGUGCUGUGCUGUGCGCUGCAAGGAGUGCAGAAACACUGUGGACGUCCAUACUUGCAAGGCCCCCAAGAAGGCAGAGUGGCUGGAUCAGACCUGAAUACAUAAAUACCUCACUCAUCCCUCCACUUCAAACCUCCUGACUCAAAAGCACAAGAUCUUUGCAUGCACACCUUCCUCCACCCUCAACCCUGGGCUGCUACAGCUUCUAUUUAAGGACUUGGGAGAGUAAUGCAGAGGGCCUCUCGGGUCCUGGCUGGUUCCUUAGCCCUGGGAAUGAGUUGAUAGGGGAUGUAAAACAGCGAGCUGCUCCCUGACUCCCCACUCUGGAGGUUAGAAGGGAGAGUGGAAGAGGCAGAGGGACUUCAGAGUGAUAGGAGUUGGCACUGAAGCACAUGGUCAAGGCUCGUUUUCCUUUCCCUUGCACUGGCUUCCUGACACUUCUUGUGUGUGCAAGAGAAAGGGUACCUGGGGAGAACUUCUUUUUUUCCUACCUGGCUGAGGGUAAAUGGGACAGAGAUGAAACUACGUAUCUCUUCCCUGGGUCAGUUUGAGCAGACUGCCUGGUACCCUAAAAGGAACUCUUCAGCUACAACAUUCUUUCAUUAUCAAGAGCCUGGAUUGCUAGAUAAGAGUUAGCCAUAGUUGACAAGGUUCCAUUCACAUGCUCAUAUGUUUAUAAACUGCUGUGUUUGUAGGAGAAAAAAAAUUACAUAACUAUACAAACAUACAUUCUCUACCAAUCUAUCCUUUUCAACCUGUAUCAGCCAGCACUGCCUCUUUUGCUCACUUUCUGCCUGUUCAAACUGAGUGGCAUGCAGUGUCAGGCCAUGCCUAGUGCAUCAUUAGCAUACCCUGGAACACUCCUAAGAAAGGGUAAUUUAGUAGGUCUACCUAGGCCUUGGGCUUUUUACUUUUUAAAGCUUCUCAUGCAUUAUUCUGGUGGUCAGCCAGGUUUGAAAAACACUAAAUAAAAGGUAUGUGACUCAUGGAA
This is a messenger RNA of Vicugna pacos (alpaca), 2051 nucleotides long. Lineage: Eukaryota; Metazoa; Chordata; Mammalia; Artiodactyla; Camelidae. The record is from RefSeq and is a predicted model, not a curated record.